Messenger RNA from Diabrotica balteata, 711 nucleotides. The record is from the annotation of a GenBank genome assembly. Lineage: Eukaryota; Metazoa; Arthropoda; Insecta; Coleoptera; Chrysomelidae.
AUGGCGAAGGCCACAUUUUUGUCAAAUGAUUUAAAUUAUGAUUCGUCUGCAUCCAGUCCUGCGCUCUCAAUUCCUGAGGAAUACAGAAAAAUUUUCGAAUCCGAUGAUUCAGAUCAAGAUCCUAAUUACAUACCUAUAGAAAAAAGUGGCAACUAUGCACGUAGUAAAACACCAACGAAGAAAAUGCCUAAUAAAAAACAAUGUCUAGGUACGAUUUGUCCUGGACCUACAACCGAGGCUGAAAAUAAAAAUAUCUUGGAGAGUCUGCCUAACGAAUAUGACGGUGAAACAUCAAACAGAAACGACAACGAAGUUGAAAGUAGCUCCGGUGUUUCUGCAGGUAACCAUUUUACCAGUAAUUUAUACAAACAAAAAAAUCGAAACUUAGGAAAAGAAUAUACCACAAAAACCGGAAAAAUAGUUAAAAAAAGAGAAAGGAGGAAGCUCCUCGAAUGUCGCAGUAAAUGCUCUACUUUAAUUGAAAUUAACAUGCGCGAAAAAAUAUUUGACGAAUAUUGGCAGAUAGGAGAUUUUAAUAGAAGGCUUGCAUACAUCGCAGGACUUUUAAACUUCAAAGAGCCGAAACAAGGAAAGGUUGGAAAACUUUUGCCACAUCUUAGAUAUCAGCAAUCACGCAUGAUACCAAAGGAAAAAAAAGGAUCUCUUGGAUUUGCUUCCUUACAUAGGCCCAACAUACAGGGGAUUUUAUGA